AUGAAAAACAAACAAAUUAUUUUCAAAGUUGUUUUUAUCUUCUUCGAGUACUUUUCCGUGUGAGUAAUUUGCUACCCAAAAAUUUAACCGCUGCCAAAGAUUUGACUUCAGAUAUGUCUUACUCUCUUCCUCUUAUUGUACAGAACACAGAAAGGUUUUUUUAGGGUACGUCAGAGAGACCACAAUUCAUAGUUAGUCACAUAAAUUUCCUGUCACUUGCUACUCUCAAUUCAUUUCUGACGGAUGGAAAGCAGGGAGAGGAACUGCUCCUUCAACGGCUUGAUUGCGGCAACUUUCUGUAAACAGCGAAAUCAUGUCUGUGUUUUAUGCUGUGGUUUUCGGCUGUAUUCUGGUUUUUGGUCUGCCUCUCAACGCCGUGUCACUGUGGAUUCUGCUUUUCCACCAUGGACUCAGAUCACCCAUCGCAGUUUUCAUGAUCAACCUGGCAAUCUCAGACCUGAUGCUGGCCAUCACCUUGCCUAUGAGAGUCUACUUCUACGCCAUGGACAGUUGGCCUUUGAGUAACUUGACCUGUGUCUUCGUCACGAUGAUGUUUCGCAACAACAUCCGCUCCAGUUCCAUUUUCAUCACUUUCAUCAGCGUGGACCGGCUGCUGGCUGUGGUUUAUCCACUGAAGACACGGCACAUACGAACCCUGUCCAAUGCCGUGAAAGGAGCUGUCCUGGUUUGGCUCUUCGUGUUGGUGCUCAAUAUCCCAGAGGGUAUCCGUUUCUCAAGACUUUUGAACAGUACGAACGCGUCAAAGUGUUUCGAAUCUGUUUACUCUGAUAUAAGAGAAAAAUCAUCAACUGUCUACAUUCAGUCCACGCUGGAGUUCAUCUUGCUGACAGUCAACGUUGGAUGCACCGUCAUGGUAUUCUGGACCCUGCGUCAUCACCUCAGUGAGUCUGCAAAGGUCAACAGCAAGGUGAACGUGAUGGUGAUUUUUGCCCUGAACUUGGUCAUGUUUAGCGUAUGCUUCCUGCCUUUGUCCAUCACUGCAUUAAUUAGGACUAAAGGGUCUGACUUCACGCCUGUGAUAUGUCUCGCUACUGUGAACUGCUGCUUGGAUCCUUUGUGUUAUUACUUUUCCCUCGAUGCCUUCUGGAAGAAAAGAGAGGAAGAUGACGUAAGAAGAGAUCGGAGGACAAAUGAAACUGAGUGAGAGUCAUGAUGCUUCA
Poecilia latipinna (sailfin molly) is the source of this 1181-nucleotide messenger RNA. RefSeq names its product lysophosphatidic acid receptor 6-like. The coding region runs from base 314 to 1165 and encodes 283 amino acids. NCBI's taxonomy places the organism in Eukaryota, Metazoa, Chordata, Actinopteri, Cyprinodontiformes, Poeciliidae. The record is from RefSeq and is a predicted model, not a curated record. Gene Ontology annotation, cellular component: plasma membrane. Gene Ontology annotation, biological process: positive regulation of Rho protein signal transduction; phospholipase C-activating G protein-coupled receptor signaling pathway. Gene Ontology annotation, molecular function: lysophosphatidic acid receptor activity. The transcript has a single exon.